Messenger RNA from Dermacentor albipictus, 1256 nucleotides. Its product is annotated as lactosylceramide 4-alpha-galactosyltransferase-like. Gene Ontology annotation, molecular function: hexosyltransferase activity. The record is from RefSeq and is a predicted model, not a curated record. Lineage: Eukaryota; Metazoa; Arthropoda; Arachnida; Ixodida; Ixodidae. Gene Ontology annotation, biological process: glycosphingolipid biosynthetic process.
UGAGUUUCCUCUGUGUGUUCCAUGAGAGAGGGCGUUGGAAGCAUGGCAUUCCAACAAGAUGUACUCGGCAACAAGAAGUUUACAAUGCUUGCCUGCAUUUCAGUGCUCUCGGUUCUUUUCAUCGCGGGACAUCUACUGCUGACUGAGGGCAUAACAAUGCAGCCACCAAGGUUUCUGUACUUCAAUGUCACGUGGCACAACACGAACUUACCUAAAGAAUCCGUGAACGAUACACAAAAUGACAUAUGGUUCAUCGAAACAUCCGAUAAACAAAAACUCACCGCGAGGCAAGCCUGCAGCAUCGAGUCAGCUUGCCGGCACAAUGGCGACUACAACGUGCACCUGCUCUUUACCGGAAACAUCAGCUCCUCUCACUGUCCUUACCAUCGCAUGCUUUCAAAGUUGCCAAACUUUCGCUCGGCGAGGCUGAAUGUGAGCGUCGAACUAGCGGGGACUGCGUUGCGUGCCGUAGAAGCAGCGCUAAAUCGAAGUACGCACAAGGUGGUGCAUCUAAGCGAUUUCCUGCGAUACAUCGUGCUUUGGAAGCACGGCGGUAUUUAUUUGGACAGUGACUUGAUCGUGACGAAGUCCUUGAAAGGAAUAAGGAAUGCCGUGUUCUACCAGUGCAGAAAGAAGCGCGAUGCCGUUGCAAAUGGUAUACUGUUCUUCGAGAAGCGGCAUCCCGUACUCGCAGCCAUUAUUGAUAGGUGCGCACGCGUGUACGAUCCUGUUAAUCGGAUAACAUGCGGUCCUGCACUAAUGUCGUCGCUUCCUUUAGACACUGAAUUUUCUCGCCGCAUCUCGUUCUUUAAUGAGUCGGUGUUUUUCCCUGUUCGGUGGCAAAACUGGACGGACUUGUUCCAACCCGAGAAGGCGCCAGUGGUACUCAGAGCGACGAACGUCAGCUACGGUGUCCACUUGUGGAACCAUCUCAGCGAGAAUACGCGAGUGGUGCCCGGAUCUGGUUGCGCUGUGGACGUUCUCGCGAGCACCCACUGCCCCGAAGUUUACAGACGAGCCUCCACUGAGGGGUACUUUUGAGUACAUUGUGUCCACGCUAGAGAAUUCCACCGCAGUAAUUUCCCUGCUAUACCAUGCCUGAACAAGUGACUUGACUAGGUACCAGUACAGUAUUUAAAAUAAAUGUUACGUACUCCUCCUCCCGUAAUAAGGCAUUGCGUCACGCUGCUUGCGAUUUCACACAAAGUGUGCCCGUUGUAAUAGAUCUCUAAUUUGUCAAUAAUAAUUAUCUUCGU